This is a messenger RNA of Miscanthus lutarioriparius, 822 nucleotides long. NCBI's taxonomy places the organism in Eukaryota, Viridiplantae, Streptophyta, Magnoliopsida, Poales, Poaceae. The record is from the annotation of a GenBank genome assembly.
AUGGAGUUCACGCCCGCGUAUGCCCGUGUCGUCGAGGAUUCCGAGAGGCCUCGCGGCGGCGUGGCGUGGGUGGAGAAGGAGCACAUGUUCGAGAAGGUGGUCACCCCGAGCGACGUGGGGAAGCUCAACCGCCUCGUCAUCCCAAAGCAGCACGCUGAGCGCUACUUCCCCGCGCUGGACGCCUUGACCGCCGCCGCCGCGGCGGCGGCAGGCGGCGGGAAGGGGCUGGUGCUCAGCUUCGAGGACCGGGCGGGGAAGUCGUGGCGCUUCCGCUACUCGUACUGGAACAGCAGCCAGAGCUACGUGAUGACCAAGGGAUGGAGCCGCUUCGUGAAGGAGAAGCGCCUCGGCGCCGGGGACACAGUCUUGUUCGCGCGCGGCGCGGGCGGCGAGGGCGCCCCGCGCGGCCGCUUCUUCAUCGAUUUCCGCCGCCGCCGUCAGGACUUCGCGUUCCUGCAGCCGCCGUUGGUGUCUGCGCAGCGCCUCCUGCCGCUCCCGUCGGUGCCCAUCUGCCCGUGGCAGGACUACGGCGGCUCCACUCCGGCGCCCAGCCGGCACGUGCUGUUCCUGCGCCCGCAGGUGCCGGCAGCCGUUGUUCUUACGUCAAUGCCCGUGCACGUUGCUGCAUCAGCGGUGGAGGCGACGAGGUCAAAGCGCGUCCGCCUGUUCGGGGUGAACCUCGACUGCCCGCCGGACGCUGCCGAAGACGGCGCCACAGUCACCCGGACGGCGUCGACGCUUCUGCAAUUGCCGUCGCCAUCGUCGUCAACAUCCUCCUCGACGGCAGGGAAGGAUGCGUGCUCUUUGGAUCUUAGACUGUGA